This is a messenger RNA of Erythranthe guttata (spotted monkey flower), 760 nucleotides long. NCBI's taxonomy places the organism in Eukaryota, Viridiplantae, Streptophyta, Magnoliopsida, Lamiales, Phrymaceae. The record is from RefSeq and is a predicted model, not a curated record.
AUAACCGAGGACCUCUCAAGCAUGGUCCUCUCUAAAACCGCAAAGGCUCAUGAUCUGUGGAAGGCCCUCGCCUCUCUCUUUACAGACAACGAAGACUAUCGGGCCAUCCAACUCGAAGAACAGUUCAAGUCCCUCAAGAAAGGAUCUCUUUCGAUCCAUGACUAUUGUCAACUUCUCAAAACCACUGCCGACAACUUGGCAGACGUCGGCAACCCCGUGUCAGACAAGCAACUCGUCCUCCAAACCCUCCACGGUCUACUUGAUGAUAUUAAUGAGGCAGUAAUACUUGAUGAUCGAGAUUAUUAUUACGGUGAUGAAGAGGAAAAACGAGGGUGGAUAAAGUAUUUAUCUUUCGGUUAUUCGAAUUCCGGGAUGUGGAUUUUGGUGCAGCUGAGUUGGAGGUUUUUGCUGAGUUUGAUCAUUGCUUUGUUUGUUUUCUAUAUUGCUGCUAAGCCUCCCCCUCCUAACAUCUUUAUUAAGAUUGGAGGAAUUGGAGGGUUCAGAUUAGCCGAGGGAGUGGACGGCUCUGGUGCAUCGACGAAAAUAUUAAGCUGCAAUUGUUCAAUUGAUUUAAUAAUAGAAAAUAAGUCCAAGCUAUUUGGUCUUCACAUCAAUCCUCCAUUCAUUCAAUUACUUUUUGGCCAUCUCCCUUUUGCAGUGUCAUAGGUCAGCAAUUUGUUAUAUUGUGUUUCCCAUUUUUAUUUUUCCAUUGUCAAAUUCAAAUUUCAUUACACAUAGGAAACAAAAAUUCAUUGUGUUU